UUCGCCUGAGGCGGCGGCUGGGGAGGCGGCUGAGGCGGCUGAGGCGGCGGCGGGGACGGGGGCUGCGGUCGCCGACCCUGGCACGGCGGUCCGCUGUCUGUGUGCUUCCGCCCCGGAGCGGCGGGCGAUGGUGCGGCGGAGCGCGCGGACGCGGGCGGCGCGGCGGCGGGCAUGAGGGAGGAUGGACGGGCAGGACGAGGUGUCGGCGCGGGAGCAGCACUUCCACAGCCAAGUGCGGGAGUCCACGAUAUGUUUCCUUCUUUUUGCCGUUCUCUACAUUGUUUCUUACUUCAUCAUCAGAAGAUACAAGAGAAAAUCAGAUGAACAAGAAGAUGAAGAUGCCAUAGUCAACAGGAUUUCGCUGUGUCUGAGCACCUUCACGCUGGCGGUUUCAGCCGGGGCUGUUCUGCUCUUACCCUUUUCAAUAAUCAGCAACGAAAUCCUGCUUUCUUUUCCUCAAAACUACUAUAUUCAGUGGCUAAAUGGCUCCCUGAUUCAUGGCUUGUGGAAUCUUGCUUCUCUCUUUUCCAACCUUUGUUUAUUCGUGUUGAUGCCCUUUGCCUUUUUCUUUCUGGAAUCAGAAGGUUUUGCUGGCCUGAAAAAGGGAAUCCGAGCCCGCAUUUUAGAAACUCUGGUCAUGCUUGUCCUUCUUGCGCUCCUUAUCCUCGGGAUAGUGUGGGUCGCCUCGGCGCUCGUUGACAAGGACGCGGCGAGCAUGGAGUCUUUGUAUGAUCUCUGGGAGUUCUACCUUCCCUAUUUAUAUUCCUGUAUAUCUCUGAUGGGAUGUUUGUUACUUCUCUUGUGUACCCCCGUUGGCCUCUCCCGCAUGUUCACAGUGAUGGGUCAGUUGCUGGUGAAGCCAACAAUUCUUGAAGACCUGGAUGAACAGAUUUAUAUUAUUACCCUAGAGGAGGAAGCACUCCAGAGACGACUAAAUGGACUGUCUUCAUCAGUGGAAUACAAUAUAAUGGAGUUGGAACGAGAACUUGAAAAUGUGAAGACUCUUAAGACAAAAUUAGAGAGGCGAAAAAAAGCUUCAGCAUGGGAAAGAAAUUUGGUGUAUCCUGCUGUUAUGAUUCUCCUUCUAAUUGAGACAUCCAUCUCGGUCCUCUUGGUGGCUUGUAAUAUUCUUUGCCUGUUGGUUGAUGAAACAGCCAUGCCAAAGGGAACAAGGGGUCCUGGAAUAGGAAAUGCUUCUCUUUCUGCUUUUGGUUUUGUGGGAGCUGCACUUGAAAUCAUUUUGAUUUUCUAUCUUAUGGUAUCCUCUGUUGUCGGUUUCUAUAGCCUGCGAUUUUUUGGAAAUUUUAUUCCCAAGAAGGAUGACACAACUAUGACAAAGAUCAUUGGGAAUUGUGUGUCCAUCUUGGUCUUGAGCUCUGCACUGCCUGUGAUGUCAAGAACACUGGGAAUCACUAGAUUUGAUCUACUUGGAGACUUUGGAAGGUUUAAUUGGCUGGGAAAUUUCUAUAUUGUAUUAUCCUACAAUUUGCUUUUUGCUAUUGUGACAACAUUGUGUCUGGUCAGAAAAUUCACCUCUGCUGUGCGAGAAGAACUUUUCAAGGCCCUAGGGCUUCAUAAGCUCCACUUAUCAGAUACUUCAAGGGAUUCAGAAACAUCAAAGCCGUCUGCAAACGGGCAUCACAAAGCACUGUGAGACACGCAGCAGCUCUCUGCGAUCAAGGACCCGGGAGCCCCACACUCCCGACAUCCCCGCCGGUCCAAAAUGACACGCACUGACUGGGCUUCACAUUUAGGGCCGGGGCCUGGCAGCACCGUUUCUUCCGUAACCUCCUGAGAACUUGGCUGCCGCAAGCCUUCUCCUUUAGCUGUGUGAAGGACCCCACAGUUUCCAGCCAGACGCGGCUCCGUAGGGCAGCACAUUCUUCUGUGGACACAUUUGCUUGCAUCAGUCGAUACAAUCACCCAUAUGGGAAUAUUAGGAAAGGCGAACUUGGGGGCUUUCUAAGAAUUCAGUUCAAUCCCAUUAUAUAUUUUAUUCAAAAUGGAGAAGGCAUCGAGAAAGGCAUCCUUGGUAUUUGGAUGUGAAGUGAAGGCCCCGCAAAAAAGCAGGUUUCCGGACGCCGCCAUGGCAGUGGGGGCAUUGGAACGGUAGUGCGCAAAGCUGUUGUUCACUUCCUUAAAGAAAAAGACAGACGCGUAGUUCUGGUUUAUAUUUCAGAAUGAUAUCGGUUGGACUUUGAGUUGAGGAAAAAUAAGAAAUUCUUUUGAAAACCUGAUCCGUGGUAGAACAGCAUGGGAAAUCUUCCACUGUACGGAGUGUGGUCAGCUACGUAGGAAGUUAUCUGUGAUCAUAGUUCUCUGACAUCUUAUGUGUAUAGAAUUCAGUAUUACUUCUCGUAACAUAGUUGCUGGUGUCGAAUACACUUGUAACUUAGAUUUUGCCUUAUAGGCUCUAUGUACACUCAAUUUUUUUAAGCUUUUUUUCUAAAGUCUCUCAGUUCCUUGUUCUCCUGUGUCCAUUAUGAAACUACGAAUGCUCUGUGGUAGAAACCCCUUCUGUCAACACAUUCUUCAGGCCUGGGCUCCUUUUGUAUAUGCCGGUUUAAACCUCAGACUCACUAAAGUUACCAGUUUGACACCCAGGGGCACAGUAUCAGCAUUCAUGAUGUACGAAUAGUUUUUCAAUGUUUCAUGAUCUGAUAAUCACUCAGUUACUAAGUUGUAAAUAAUUCUGGGGAUGGCUUCUUGACGUUAAGUCCACUGAAUAAAAACUGUAAAAUUGUACUCUGUGUUACCAUCCAUCCCCUCGGAUAGAGUACUGGAGACUGUGCAUGCAGAAAUAAGAGAUGAGCCCCUUUGCACACACUUCGUAGUUACGCAGUCUCUGUAAAUGCGUAUGUUCACAUGCACUAAGUGUAUGGCAACAGAUUGUCUGUGUUCAGACAAAAGUAAAAGAACAUUUUUCUCAAAUUGUUGAGUUUAAAGGGGUUUUUUUUUGAGAAAUUUAUGAAAAUCAGGCUGUAUAUACUUGACAUAAAAAAUUGCCACUUAGAGCCAAAAUAAUAAGAAAAUUUUAUCUGUGUAUUCCUAAGUUCCAUUGUGUAUACCUCUCCUUUAUUUAACCUCUGCAUUUCCUUCCAAGCUUCUCUGCUCACUAAAAUACAGUCCAGUUUUAAAAUAAAAGAACGUUUUGUGAUUCUAAACAACACUCCGUAAAUUGGUAAAUCUCUCCACGUAGGAGCUGCAUACUGAGAAAAUUAAUAGAAGUUGGCCAUUUCCUACUUUGACUGGUAGUUACACCUAUUUAAACAUUAAAUGCAGGCUGUGGUUUUUCUGAAACUUGCUUGCAAUCCAUAUUUUGAGCAAACUAGGUCAAGGGGAGAAGAAAAAGAAAGUUCUUUACAUAAAAGAACCUCACUUGUAACUUACACUAGUUUCUGGGCACAUCCAUAGGAAGUUUUUGGGUAUUUGUAAGAUGUCUGAAAAUUUCUGAGUAAAAUAUUAAACUUUUCAAUGUCUGUAUCAAUUCUUUGUUCAUUUGAAAGUUUCUUUCCAGUGGAAAACUUAGGCCAGGUUUGGAUUAGUAAACAGUGGAGUGUAUUAUAAAUUCCUGCAGCUGUUACUGGGUACAUCCUCAUUGCUUUUGAGACAGGAUACAGUUCACAUGGAAGGACGGGUGGAAUCUUGGGUCUCAGAUGCCUUCUGUGGGGACAAGUGCAGGUGGUUACGUACUGUUUGCUGCAUGAGUACAGCAGCUUGGGGUUCCACAAAGAGUUUAUUCCUGGUUACGUACACAGGAGUCUUCCUCUUGAGUGAGAGACUUAGUCUGAACACAGAUGCUUCCCUUGGACACACGGGAGGCUGCAUGAGGCCACGACGGAAAUGGGUGGCAGCGCACUAAGGCCGAGCACUUGGAGUCUGGAAAGCAUAGGUGCACCUCAGGCCUUUCAUUUGUUGUAGUUGUGCUGGCCAAGGAGGAGGCAGGGGGCCUGAUGCCGGAGUGCCCUGUGCCCGUGAUUAGAGCGGCCCUGGGGAUGGCCCCGGUGUUCUCAUUGGGUGUGGGGCAUCUAGGUGACUGUGUGAAGUCAGACGCUCUGUUGACUCUUUCUCACUUUAGGAUCCACUUUAAGGGGCAUUAGACACUGUAGUUAAACAGUUUCUGGGGGCGACUUACCAACUCUAAAUAUUCCUUGGUUCUGCAAUACUCAUUUUGAAAUUCUAAGUUUUAUGGAUGAUAACAUUUAUAAUUUUUACUCUUUUCCAAGAUAUUUCUUAGAUUCAGUAUUUACUUAGCUUUGCAUAUAUUCUUUAUAAAAACGGACCUGCUCUAAAAGAAGAGACUGUGUAAAAAUCGCACACCCAUGCACGCGCACACGUGCACACACGCGUGCUAGCUGCUUCAGGCCACAUCGUGACUUUGUUUGAUCACUGGAUGAGAAUGAAGUCUUCUGCAUGGUUUGACUCUUGCAUGUGUUCGAGGAGUGUACUGCGUGCCCCUGUUUUCAGGGGCUUGGACAUCAGCCUUGCUUUGCUGGAGCAUAAUAGACCUGUCUGUGCACCCAUAACCACUUAAGCUGCCCACAGCACAAGCUCACGGCCUUUGAAAACCCUAUGUGGUUUUCUUUGUUAGCACAGUAUUUAAUGUAUAAAGGCAGAGUUCUUAAAAUAAUUUUUUUUUAAAUAGGAGUAUAUAUGUAGUACUGGCUUAAAAAACUGGUAUGUUACUUUUAAAAUAAUGUUUAGAUGCACUGGUAUAUUACUUUUGUUUACAGAGUGUUCUGUUUACAAAUGAUCUGUUGGCCUUGUUUGUUUCUAUGAGAUUCUUUUAGUGUGACUUUAAAUGUCUUAGAAAUUAAAAUUUUACAAAAAGUGAUUUCAUGUUUUGGUUUAAAAGCAUUCAAAUGUGUUUUUGUUUUUGUCUUAAAUCUUAAAUACCAUCGUGGCUAAAACUUAAGGGUGUAUGUACGUUACUUCCAUGUCAAUUUUAGAAAGGGCAGUAAUGGUUCUGGUGAGAUGUUGGACUGAGGAAGAAAUGAACGUUUUCUCUCUCCUUUUUGUUGUGGAGUUAUUGGUCGAUGAAUUUCUUCCAACCAUUUGCAGCUAAAAUGUGGCAUCAGCAAUUGAAAUCACUUAUGUCAUGUAAUUCUUUGAGUUACUUAGAAGUAUUUGAUUCUUCUAAUCUUUUCCAUAAAAGGAAUGAGCCACGUCUACGUGGUUGGGUCUGGCAGCUUAAUCCAGAGCUCCCGGAAGAAUAAAUGGCAUCGGCAUCUGCUGGAUUCACUGAGACACAGAAGCCUUUGCAGCAAUGGCUCUCCAGCUCUCUGACCACAGGAAGAAAUGCUUUUGCAUUGUAACACACACACACACACUUCUAUACAUGUAAACAAAUAUUUAACAAAGUAGUACCUACUUUUACUGUAUGUGAUGACUGCUGGCAUUUUCUGUUCUAUAUUUUAGAAUACUAGACACAAACCACACUAAUACUAGUGAAUGGUCAACUUUCAUUUGAAAAACAUGAUUUCCAGGAUCUAGUUGAAAGAUGAAUGAACACAAGAACUUUUUUUGGCUUUUGAAUAUUAGGUAAAAUUCAUUAUUGCAAAUGCUACUGAAGCCAAAGUAUUAUCUAUGCAUGUUACUUGUUGCACUGCAAAAAAUGUAAUUAAAAUCAAUAGAAAUUGCUGAAACUCCAAAAACUGGAUUUUAAAAUUUCAAAACUAGGUACUUGAUCCAUAUUUCUUGGAGGAGUAGAGCUGGGAUCUAGUUUUGAAGAGAAGUUAUUUAACUUCCUAUUCUGUGUGGUUCAAUUAGGUAAAAGUGUUUUCAAGUUCAAAUGUGAUCAAAUAGGAAAUUCAGACAAAGCCCAGUUAUUUUUGAAUGUGAUUUUGGUGUUACAUUCUUCCUGAACAUGCUGGAGAAGUCAAGUUCAGAAGCAUAGGUUUUGAGAAAGUAGGGUAGCCGCCCCUGAUGGGUAUUAUUCCUGAGAAUCGGUGUGGGCAGGAAGACCUUCAGUGUCCGUGUGUGAGGAGGUAGGGGUUUAUUUUUAUUUUUUAUUUUUUUAAUUUUUUAAAAGAUUUUAUCCAUUUAUUGGACAGACAGAGAUCACAAGCAGGCAGAGAGAGAGAGGAGGAAGCAGGCUCCCCGUCUAGCAGAGAGCCCGAUGUGGGGCUCGAUCCCAGGACCCUGAGAUCAUGACUCGAGCUGAAGGCAGAGGCUUAACCCACUGAGUCACCCAGGCGCCCCGAGGAGGUAGAGGUUUCAAUAUGAAUUUAAGGAAGGAAGUUUUGUCAGUUAUUAAAAAUCCUGUGUGAAUGUCUUCUCCCUUGAAAAGAGAAUGUCUUCUCCCUUAAUGUCUUCUCCCUUGCAAAGCUCUUACUGACAGAUAGACUGCUGGCCGACAGUGGCCUCCAGGCACCCAGGACAUGCUGUAGUGUCGAGUGGCUGUAGCUGUUCUGUCAGCCGUGUAGCUGGUACAGCGUCCUGAACGGCCAGAAGUACUAACAGAUAGUUGGUUACAUAAAUCUUAGCACAUUGUUCUCUUACUGCUUUAGAAAUCAGCGGUGAAAACGUUUCCUUUUCUGUAUUCUCAAUAUUCACUUUUAGCCACCAAAUGUGUGGGGGGUUUUCCGCACCAAGCUGUUCUCCCAGUUCCCUGCGGAUACCACAUCGGUGUCCCUCAGUCUGAUUUAAUUCUGACACUGUGUACGUGAAGUUAGUACGGACCCUGCAGGUUAAGGGCUCAGUCCCAUAAGACUGGUUCCCCACCCCCACUUCAGAGGCCAGUCCCAAGUCCAAGCUGUCCCAUGUGCUUUGACCAACCAGCUCUAGAUCAUGGGUUGUCACCGCGCCCUCCCUUUCCACGACGUGCCGGAGCAGCUCCCAGGACCCCGGGACACGGUUUCCUUAUGAGAUGACCUGUUUACUACAGAGGCUGCACCUCAGGAACCCCAGAGGGAGUUGACGCACAGAGCCAGGGAUGCGGGUGCCCUCAGAGCUCCUGUGCUCCUCCAGGUGCACCAGCCUCCCGGCACCCCCAUGCGCUUACUGACCAGGAAGCUCUCUGAAUCCCUUCAGUUAAGUGUUUCUGUUUUUGUUUUUAUGGAAGGUUCACUACAUACACAUGAUUGAUUAAAGGAUUGGCCAUUAGUGAUUAGCUUGACCUCCAGCCCUUCCCCACUCCCCAGAGGUCAGAGGAGGGACCCGAAGUAGUUGGUUCCAGGGGCCAUCAUUAGGGGCUUUCCAAAAGACAACCCAUUAGCAUAAGCUCAGAUGUGGUUGAAAGGGGCUUCUUACAAAUAUCAAAAGACACCUUGAUCUUCUUAUCACUUAGGAAAUUCCACAGGUUUUAGCUCUGUGCCAGGAAUAGGGAGGAAGACCAAAUACAUAUUUCUUACAAAUUACUUGGAGGGAUUCAGUUUGGAGCAGCGGCUUGCAUCAGGCGACCCAGUACCACUAUUUACUAGGUACUACAGUGGCUCAAAGACAAUGCAUUUUCAAACUACUUCCAGAAAUGACCCUAUCAGUAUGUACUCUCAUCAACAGCGUGUGAAGAUGUGUUUCACUUACACUGGGUUUUGCCAGUCUUACAUUAGUGCCAACCUGAGAGGGAAAUAUUUGUUUUUCUUUGCAUUUUUAAUAGCUGUUGGGAACUUAAAUUUUUAUCAGCUAUUUGUAUUUCGACUUUUGUGAAUUAUCAUUAAAUAUAUUUAGCUUAUUUUUCUGCUGGUAUUUUAUAAUAUCUUUACUGUUGUAUAAAAACUCUAUAUUAUGGAUUAAAUUUUUGUCUUUCUGA
Molecule: messenger RNA, 7750 nt
Organism: Mustela lutreola (European mink)
Lineage: Eukaryota; Metazoa; Chordata; Mammalia; Carnivora; Mustelidae
Gene: LMBR1
Product: limb development membrane protein 1
Exons: 17
Coding region: 182-1654 (490 amino acids)
Biological process (GO): signal transduction
Molecular function (GO): transmembrane signaling receptor activity
Source: RefSeq, a predicted model, not a curated record